UGACAUUCAGUUCAGACAUCUGUCAAAACCAUAAACAUUUUCGAAUUUCUUAAGAUAUGUUUUAAUAAAAAUAGCAGUUACUAGUAAGGAAAAUCCCAAAAAUGGCUCAUCACUAUGUUGUCACCGCUCACAAACCUACUGCUGUUACGGCGUGUGUUACUGGCAAUUUCACUUCGGCGUCCGAUCUGAACUUGAUUGUAGCAAAAGACACUAGAUUAGAAAUAUACUUGGUAACUCCUGAGGGGCUUCGCCCCAUAAAAGAAGUAGGUUUAUAUGGGAAGGUAGCUGUGAUGAAGCUGUUUCGACCACAGAAUGAGACUAAAGAUUCACUCUUCAUUAUAACUGUAAGAUACAAUGCAAUGAUAUUAGAAUGUGCAAAUGAUGGUGAAAACAUAGAUAUAAUCACUAAGGCACAUGGAAAUGUGGCAGAUAAAAUUGGCAAACCAUCAGAGACUGGGAUUCUAGCAAUCAUAGAUCCUAAAGCUAGAGUUAUUGGGUUGCGGUUAUACGAUGGAUUAUUUAAAGUUAUUCCACUAGAAAAAGAUAACUAUGAAUUGAAAGCAUCUAAUUUUAGAAUGGAAGAUUUGAAUGUAUAUGAUGUUGAAUUUUUACAUGGUUGUGCUAAUCCAACAAUUAUUCUCAUUCAUCAAGAUGUGAAUGGCCGCCAUGUCAAAACCCAUGAGAUCUCUCUUAGGGAAAAACAAUUUGUCAAAAUUCCUUGGAGACAAGAUAAUGUUGAAACAGAUGCAUCAAUCAUUAUCCCUGUUCCUUCACCUCUAGAAGGUGCUAUUAUCAUCGGACAAGAAAGUAUUAUGUAUCAUGAUGGAAAUACAGGAAUAGUUGUUGAUCCUGCUGUUAUAAAGCAAAGUUCAAUUAUAUGCUAUGCCAAAGUAGAUCCAGGUGGCUUGAGAUAUCUCUUGGGCGAUAUGGCUGGACAUCUUUUUAUGCUUUUCUUAGAAGUGGAGUCUAGAGGAGAUGGAUCUAAUGUUGUCAAGGAUCUGAAGGUGGAGUUAUUAGGCGAGAUUGCUAUCCCUGAAUGCAUCACUUAUCUGGACAAUGGGGUCCUAUUUAUCGGCUCGCGUUUGGGCGACUCGCAAUUGGUCAAAUUGAAUACCAAAGCGGAUGAGAACGGUUCUUACGUAACUGUGAUGGAGACCUUUACGAAUUUAGCUCCCAUAGUCGAUAUGUGUAUGGUCGACCUCGAAAGACAAGGCCAGGGUCAGUUGGUCACAUGUUCCGGAGCAUUCAAGGAGGGUUCUUUGAGGAUCAUCCGGAAUGGAAUCGGGAUUCAGGAACAUGCUUCCAUCGAUCUACCCAGCAUCAAGGGAAUGUGGGCUCUGCAGGUUGCCUCAGAUGGCAAACUGGACAAUACCCUUGUUUUAUCGUUUGUGGGACAAACUAGAGUUUUGAGUCUCAACGGGGAGGAAGUGGAAGAAACGGAAAUCGUCGGUUUCUCGGCAGACCAGCAAACCUUCUUCUGCGGCAACGUCGUGAACGAACAAUUGGUUCAGGUCACUUCCGCUUCCGCUAGAUUGGUGUGCGCGCUCACCAAAAGACUCCUGGCCGAAUGGAAGCCGCCCAUCGAGAAGAAUAUCAGUGUGGUCGCCUGCAACACCAGCCAGCUGGUGGUAUCCACCGGAUCUGCGAUAUACUACCUAGAGAUCCAUCCGAGAGAAUUGAUACUGAAAGGAUCAACAAAUUUGGAAUUCGAAGCGUCUUGCUUGGACAUAACACCUGUUAAGGAAGGCUCAACCUCCUCGGAAUAUGUUGCUGUAGGCUUAUGGACAGACAUAUCCGUUAGAAUAUUGAGAAUUCCAGAUCUAUCAGAAGUGACCAAAGAACACCUAGGAGGAGAGAUCAUACCUCGGUCCGUGCUAAUGGCGUCUUUCGAAGGCCACUCGUACCUCCUCUGCGCCCUCGGUGACGGAUCCAUGUACUAUUUCAUCAUGGACAAGGAAUCGGGCGUCCUCAACGAGAAGAAAAAGGUCACCCUGGGCACCCAACCGACGGUCCUGAAGACUUUCCGCUCCCUGAGCACCGUCAACGUGUUCGCCUGCUCGGACAGACCCACCGUCAUCUAUUCCUCGAACCACAAGUUGGUCUUUUCCAACGUCAACGUCAAGGAGGUUAAUCACAUGUGCUCCUUGAACUCGGAGGCUUAUCCGGACAGUUUGGCGCUCGCGACCGAUUCUUCCGUCACGAUCGGAACGAUCGACGAGAUCCAGAAACUGCACAUACGUACCGUGCCCCUCUACGAAUCACCCAGGAGGAUCGCUUACCAGGAACAGACGCAGACUUUCGGCGUGAUCACGACCCGGAUAGACAUCCAGGAUUCGACCGGUCUGAAUCCGGCCAGGCCGAGCGCCUCCACGAUGGCCCAACAGUCGUUCGUACCGAGCAGCGUGGCCUCGCUGGCCGGCGUCAAAUCUGGCACCAGCGGCUUGAUGGGUACGGGCAAUCCCGUACCGGAAUACGGCCAGGAGGUCGAGGUUCACAAUUUGCUCAUCGUCGAUCAGCACACUUUCGAGGUGCUUUACGCCUAUCAGCUGAUGCCACAAGAAUACGGCAUGUCCAUAAUGUCCUGCCAGUUGGGGAACGAUCCGAACAUUUAUUAUGUAGUGGCUGCAGCUACGGUCAAUCCAGAGGAGAACCAACCCAAGCAGGGUAGGUUACUGAUUUUCCAAUGGCACGACAACAAGUUAACCCACGUUUCUGAGAAAGAAAUUAAAGGUGCAUGUUAUUCACUGUGUGAAUUUAACGGAAAGAUUCUCGCUACAAUCAACAGUACAGUUCGUUUGUUCGAAUGGACGGCCGAGAAGGAGUUGAGAUUAGAGUGUUCUCAUUUCAACAACGUCCAAGCUUUACAUCUGAAGACCAAGGGCGAUUUCAUUCUCGUCGGGGAUAUCAUGAGGAGUAUGACGCUGUUACAAUAUAAAACUAUGGAAGGCAGUUUUGAUGAGAUAGCUAGAGAUUUUAAUCCAAAUUGGAUGACGGCCAUAGAGAUACUAGAUGACGACAUAUUUCUUGGUGCCGAGAACUCUUACAAUCUGUUUGUGUGUCAAAAAGACAGUGCCGCUACAAAUGACGAAGAAAGACAGCAGAUGCAAGAAAUUGGUCAUUUCCACAUUGGUGAGAUGAUUAACGUAUUCAGGCAUGGUUCCUUGGUGAUGCAGAAUUUGGGUGAAACAUCUACGCCUACUAGUGGCUGUGUAUUAUUUGGUACCGUGGGUGGUUCUUUAGGUUUGAUUACAUCAAUUCCGAUGCAGUUUUACGAGUUCUUGUUGGAGUUGCAGAACAAAUUAGCAAAUGUGAUAAAAUCCGUGGGUAAAAUUGAACACUCUUACUGGCGUGCUUUUCACACAGACAUGAAAAUGGAGCAGAGUGAAGGAUUUAUCGAUGGGGAUUUGAUUGAAAGUUUCUUGGAUUUGUCACAGGAUAAAAUGAAGGAGGUUGCCGAAGGAUUACAGAUGGUUCAGGAGGGUGGAAUGAAACAGGAGUGCACAGUGGAGGAUCUAGUGAAAAUAGUUGAAGAUUUAACCAGAAUCCACUGAAUUUUUUUUUAAUAAUUCUUUUUUGAGUUAUGUUUACCUUAGUAUGAUGUUGCGAAUUUUGUACAAAGUAAAGAAAAAUAAGUUUUAA
This is a messenger RNA of Coccinella septempunctata (seven-spotted ladybird), 3639 nucleotides long. RefSeq names its product DNA damage-binding protein 1 (gene pic). NCBI's taxonomy places the organism in Eukaryota, Metazoa, Arthropoda, Insecta, Coleoptera, Coccinellidae. Gene Ontology annotation, biological process: proteasome-mediated ubiquitin-dependent protein catabolic process; DNA repair. The record is from RefSeq and is a predicted model, not a curated record. Gene Ontology annotation, cellular component: site of double-strand break; nucleus. The transcript is spliced from 14 exons. The coding region runs from base 102 to 3551 and encodes 1149 amino acids. Gene Ontology annotation, molecular function: nucleic acid binding; protein binding.